AUGCCUCCCUCCGAGUCCACCGAGGGCGCGCGCACGUUCUCUCCUGAGAGAGACUCUUCCCUGUGGACUCGCAUCUGCGAGCGACUGGCGGGGGCUUUCCGCGAGGCAGACCCGCGGGUCUGCGUCGCCUUCUGGCUAUUCGGCCUCGUCAAUAACGUCCUCUACGUCAUCCUCCUCUCCGCAGCUCUAGAUCUAGUCGGUCCCAAUGUCCCCAAAGGCGCCGUUCUCCUGGCCGAUGUCGUGCCGUCGUUCGCGACCAAACUGAUCGCCCCGUAUUUCAUCCACCUGGUCCCGUACUGGAUGCGCGUCGUCAUCUUCGUGUUUCUCUCCACCGUCGGCAUGUUCGUCGUGGCCAUGAGCCCCAGCUACACUGACGGAGGUACGAUCUCCUCCAAGAUGGCGGGUAUCAUCUUGGCGAGUUUUUCCAGCGGCGGUGGCGAGCUGAGCUUCGUCGGGCUCACCCAUUACUAUGGCCCAUUCAGUCUGGCCGCGUGGGGUAGUGGCACUGGGGCUGCUGGCUUGGUUGGUGCAGGUGCUUAUGCGCUGGCCACCUCGGCCUUGGGGUUCUCGGUGCAUGGCACUCUUUUGGCGUCGGCGUGCUUGCCGCUCGCUAUGGUGGUCAGCUUCUUUGUGGUGCUGCCGAGAGAGCCAUUGCAGUCGGCCCAGUCUGCGGGAGACAGUUAUCAGGCUCUUGAGCGAGGUGAGCAGAUUGAGGAAGAUGGAUUGGAUGGCGAAGUCCGCGAGCUGCGUCAUGGAGAAGGCGACGGGCUGUUGAUUCACUCCACUACUCCUAUUAAAGCGGCCCCUGCCAGCCACGGAUUAUCGUGGGACCAGGUCUGGGUGAAGCUGGAGCAGAUCCGGGGACUCCUCAUUCCUUUUAUGUUCCCCCUGGUGCUGGUAUACGUCGCAGAGUACGUGAUCAACCAAGGCGUAGCGCCGACAUUGCUCUUCCCCCUGAAAGAAACCCCAUUCGAGCACUUCCGCUCCUUCUAUCCGGUAUACAACGCUAUCUACCAGGUCGGGGUAUUCAUCUCACGCUCGUCGACCCCGUUCUUCCGCACCCACAAUCUCUAUCUGCCGAGCCUGCUACAGGUGGUCAAUCUAGUUGUCUUGACCCUGCAUGCGCUUUUCGAUUUUCUUCCGAGCGUUUGGAUUGUAUUUGGGAUUAUCUUCUGGGAGGGUCUGCUCGGCGGCCUGGUGUAUGUCAACACGUUCGCGGAGAUUGGCGACCGCGUGCCACCCGAGGAGCGCGAGUUCUCGCUGAGUGCUACAACGGUCAGCGACUCGGCCGGAAUUUGUAUUGCUGGGCUUUUGAAGUCCUCGACUGAUAGUGCGAUCGGUGACACAAUCUCGUGCGUGGAAAUGAUCGACCAUGUUCUGGGACGACCCUCCACCCGCUUUCGCAAGAUCCAAGUCUUCGCUGUUGUCUCAUUUUGGUCACUCUAUCUUCUGCGAGCCAACAAACAUGGCCCGCCGCUCCUCCGAUCCCUCUCCUCCCGCCUCAGCAACAGGUUAACAACAUGGCAGACCACAGUAAUGAUCUUCCUAUGGCUGUACGUGAGCCGCAACUUUGCCAAAAUCGUCGGCUUGGAAUGCCCCGAGCCCUUGGCAAACCUCUACUCGCGAUCCUUCUUUCGCGCGACGUGGAUUACCACGGGGCUGGAUGCCGGGUUCUGGACCGCCAUGAAGAUCAAGCCCAAGUGGCUGCGCGAUUUGGCAUCGCUAGUCUUCACGGUCUACUACCUGAUUGCGGCGGAGCAGGCGGACGAGAAGGUGCGGCGGGUGCGAGCCACGUUGACACUCGAGCAUCUGCGCAUUUCCUGGAAUAAGGCGACCUCGCCGUAUCUGUGGGCGCUGGCCAGCUUGCUUCGUCCGCGUCUGACCCGGUUCCCGCCGCGCGCUAUUCGUAUCCCCCGUCCGCCGCUGUCGGUUCACACGGAUCCCGUGCAUGCAUGGCUCUACUUUGAUGGGCCCUUGAGCGCGUUGCGCGAACAGACCUGUGUGGUCUUAGACAUUCCCGGCGGUGGUUUCGUGGCUAUGGGCCCGCGGAACUCAGAGGACAAGCUGCUGGCCUGGGCAAAGCACAUGAAAGUCCCGAUACUGAGCAUCGAUUAUAAGAAAGCGCCCGAGUAUGCGUAUCCCUACGCCCUGCACGAGUGCUAUGAUGUGUACCAUAGCAUCAUCACCACGGCGGGGCGCUGUCUAGGCCUGGGUGGGUUGAUUCGUCCUCGAAUCCUGGUUACAGGCGAGAGCGCCGGCGGCAAUCUGGCCGUGGGUAUGGUCUUGAUGGUACUGCAGUCGGCCAUGGCACAAGGCUGGCGAGGUGCUGAUGUUCUCCCGCGGCCUGAUGGCUUGGUUCUCGCCUAUCCGGCAUUAAACAUGCGGGUCGAGAGCUGGAUGACCGAUGAGCAGAUGUCGCUGAUCCAGGAUAAGAGCUUCCGCCAGACUAACCGCAGCGUGCUGCAACGAAAACAGGAUCAAUACAAGAAACUAACCCCCUUCACAUUGCCCGGCCAUUCGGUUGAGGACCUGACGGCCAUAUCUCCGAAAAAUGAACAAGACGUCAAAAAGGCCGAUGUGGCAACCGAAGCUGCCAAGUCACUUGAGAAGACAGUCAACAAUGAGCAUGGAACGUCUGCUCAAGUAGCUGCCGCAGUAGAGCAACAAGUGAAGCCACUCCAAACCAGACUGGCCGUCUCCUCGAUGAUCUCCUAUGUGCACGACCGGAUUCUCACCCCCGAGAUGAUGCGAGCCAUGAUCAUCCUAUACAUCGGGCCACACCAUCGCCCAGACUUCAACACAGACUUUUACCUCUCCCCCGUCCUGGCACCAGACGCUUUGCUCGCACGAUUCCCCAAGACGUACAUCAUGACCGGCGAACGCGACCCACUAGUCGACGACACAGUAAUCUUCGCGGGCAGACUACGCCAAGCGAAGCAGCACCAGUUCCGCGAGCGCCAGGAACUAGGACUCGAGAAGUCGCGGCGCAAGUUCCACGAGAAAGACCACAUCGACAUCUCCCUGAUCCCGGGGGUAUCGCACGGGUUCAUGCAAAUGGCCGGCUUUUUCCCCGAAGCCUGGAAAUACAUCGACCGUAGCGCCCGAUGGCUCGAGUCGCUGUUCGACGAAGCCGAGCUGCGCAGUUCCGAGGCAAAUCUCACUCAGCUGCCGCAUGGACUAGCGAUGAAUGAUUCCCGGAAAUGGGCGGCCCUCGCUAACCACAAUCCGAAUACCCUGGGUCGUCAACGAAACCAUCACCGCCGUUCGACGGGUGAGUCGUCUGGUGACGAAGACCGGCCUCUGGAGAUGAGCCGCAGCAAGCUUGCGCCCAUGACGCGUAACGAGCAGCACCCACCCGCGCCAUCGGAAACUCGUCCUGGGCGUAGGAGGUCGCGAUCAUCGAUUGAGUCGUCUCAAUUUACGGGAUUCCCAGCUCAUCCGGGGAAGCACCUGGGAAAGACUGAGAAUGGCUUCCUCUCCACACUUUCACAUUGGGAAUCCCACGUCGACCCGUUCUUGCCAGAUGAUACCAACAGCUUCCCAGAGAGUCCUGUGGAGGUGCGGCCGCGUGGCCGGAGCAUUACAUCGCUGGGUAGUGAGGAGGAUCUGCUGGAUCGCCGGAUGAAUGGGCUAGCGGGUGGGUUGAUGGGCUUGGGGGAGCGAGCGCAGACACCGGGACCGUGA
Molecule: messenger RNA, 3684 nt
Organism: Penicillium alfredii
Lineage: Eukaryota; Fungi; Ascomycota; Eurotiomycetes; Eurotiales; Aspergillaceae
Exons: 6
Coding region: 1-3684 (1227 amino acids)
Biological process (GO): triglyceride catabolic process
Cellular component (GO): cytosol; membrane
Molecular function (GO): triacylglycerol lipase activity; sterol ester esterase activity
Source: RefSeq, a predicted model, not a curated record